AACAGGAAAAUAUGGUUCAUGAGGGCUUUAUGACAUAUGACUGCACUUUAGCUGUGUGCUGUGAAUAUAGCCAAAGUUUUCCAUGGUGCGGCAUGCGAAAUCACUGAAUCUUAUUCAGCCAAUAACUGUAUGUACCCGACAGGAUGCUACGUCGUAACCUUUUUGUCAACGAAUAUGCCUCAUAUGUCGCGGAAUCUCAUGAUGACAUAUUAUUCUACAAUAUGUUGUUGUGCUUGUAGUUGGCGGCUGUAUGUUGUCUGCAUUAUCCUUGAAAACUGUAUCUGAAAGUAACACGCAAGAUGACUUCAAUGUUUGAAACACGUCACCCAAAGGACAACGCAAAUUUCAUAUCAAAAAUCAUACUUUGGUGGAUUUUCCCACUGUUAUUUAAAGGCAUCCGUAAUCCACUAGAACACAAAGACCUUCACGCCAUCAGAGAGGUGGAAAGAUCGUGUCAGCGGACUUGCCGGUUGGAAGAAAUAUGGCGACAAGAAGUGAAAUCCGCUCGAAGCUUGGGCCGGAAACCCAAACUCUGGAGAGCGAUGUUUAGAUAUUUUACUUUCCUGGAGUAUUGGAAUUUUGUGCCCGUCGCGUCCGCCUAUCUCCUGGGCGACAAUAUAACAUGGUAUUCGACAAUCAGCCUUUUGCACAAGCUUACUAGUUUUAAUGGGAACGCUUCUCGUCUCGAUUGUUUCGUUUACGUCUACGGAAUUGCUUUGGGAUCUGUGAUUAAACUGUUUGGUCAAAAUCAUUUGCAUCUACACGGUGCUGUUUUAGGUGUGCGGGCAAGAGCAGCUAUCUUAGGUUUACUGUAUAAAAAGGUUCUGCGGCUCAGUAAAAUAUCUCUGGACAGCGGUCAUGUGAUGGAGUUAGUGUGCAAUGACUCUCAGCGAAUAAUAUUCUGCAGCGCUGAAUGGUUCAUUCCGUAUGCGAUCAAACAUGCUCUGUGGUGCACGUGCCUCGUGCUAUGGUUAUUGCACUUCAUCGGCUGGCAAAUUAUUCCAGGUGCCGUGUUCCUAUUGGCUCUCGGUAUUUCGCGCUUAUUUCUGAAUACAUUCGACUAUAAAUUACGUAAGGGUGCCUCGCAAAUGUCCGACGAACGUUUGGGGGUCAUACGGGAAACGCUGACCGCAAUGGCCUCUGUGAAACUGAACUGUUGGGAUGCGAUAUACGAAAAUAAGAUUCAGAAGACUCGAUGGCAAGAGAUAAAGUACAAAGCCAAGCGGUGGAUCGUAAUGUUGACAUGCUACUCUUUUAUUUCUUGUGGACAACAUCUUGGUACGAUCAUAACCGUCUUAGUUCUGGUGCUCACAAAAAUGCCCGAUAUCCCGUACCUGAAUUUCUUUGCAAUGAUUGCACUAUUUCGUGAACUAAGUGAAAAGUUAUGCCUGUGUUUGCCUACAUCAAUACGUUAUAUUACUGACGUCAGAACCGCCUUACAACGAAUGGAAUCAUUUCUUCAACAAAAUGAUCACUUGAAUCUUGAGCCCGAUAUGAACAGCUCGCUAGGAUUAAGUUUUGGCUUUGGAAGAGUUUUGAAUGAAGCAAGUUUAAAAGUAGAUGCUCUUGCGGCGAAAACAUCCGAGUUUCCUAUUGAAAGGGAACAAAGAGCACCCCUAAAAAGAAAAGAACCAUUUUCACAGAGAGCCAGUAAGUCACCAUAUCUUAGUUUACGCAAUGUAACCUCAAAAUUACCCAAGCAAGCCACACACCUCUUCUUAGAAACCAACAACACGGCAAUUUUGAAUGACGUCACAUUUGAAGUAGCCACUCCAGGUUUGGUGUUGGUUUGCGGUCCAGUGGGCAGCGGUAAAUCAUCGCUAUUAGAAACCGUUCUGGAUGGGGAGCUCCUUGUAACAAAAGGCGUCGUGAGGCACUCGGGAUCUCUCGCCUAUGUUUCGGAAACGCCAUGGGUAUUUCCUGGGACUAUUCGUGAGAACAUAUUAUUUGGUUUACCCUACGAAGAAAACAGGUAUACGGAAACAUUGAGAGCUUGUCAAUUGGAAAAAGAUUUGAAAACAUUACCAAUGCAGGAUUUAGCUGUUAUUGGAGAACACGGUGCGACGGUGAGCGGCGGACAGCGGACACGGAUUGCUUUGGCACGCGCCGUGUACUCGCAGGCUGAUAUAUAUUUACUGGACGACCCGUUAAGUUCGUUGGAUGCAAAAGUAGCGGAAAAUAUUUUUCGGUAUUGUAUUCGAGGAGUUUUAGCAAACCGAAUAAUCCUUCUGACAUCAAACGGCACGAAAUAUUACAACGAAGCAGAUCACAUUGUUCAUUUGAAAGGAGGCAAAAUCGAGGGGCAAAAAAAUGACAUGAAGUUUCCUGAUUUCGAUUUGAAGAAUAAGAGCGAAAAGCAACACGAAAAAAUGGCGGCGUGGAACGAUUUUGACGAGCAGAAGGAAAUGCGGCCGCUAAAAGUGGAGGAGGAAUGGCGUGAAAGAGGAAGAGUGUCAUUUAACGUUUACAAAGAGUAUUUUUUGUUUGGUGCGUCAGCAUUAGUAUUGUUUAUUAUUGCUGUGGUAUUCCUCUCUGGUCAAGGUUUGAUUGUUUUGGUGGACAUUAGUGCUUCUCGCUUACCCACGAUAGCUGGAGAAGGCGGGGAGAAUUUCAAUCACGCAUUACUGAUCUACGUGCUUUAUCUCAUUGCUGGUGUUGUACUGGUUGUCCUGGGUACUCUGUUCAUUUUUUUGGUUUUAAUGAACGCAGCUUAUAAAGUCCACAACAAGAUGGUCACGUGCCUCCUGAAAGCGCCAGUAUCGUUCCACGCCAUCAAUCCGGUUGGACGAAUUUUAAACCGGUUUUCUCAGGACAUCAACAGCCUCGACGACCUUUUGCCAUUCUACAUCUUCCUGGUGUGUAUCUAUGCCGGGCCAACCAUCGCGACGGUGUUGCUAGCUAUUAUCACCACACCUCUCUUAAUCAUUCCUGUUUUACUGGCUCUGCCUGUCUUUUAUUACUUCUCAAAAGUGUAUUUUACGUCUGGGACCGACAUAAAACGGCUCAUGUCCAUCGCUGGUAGUCCUAUUUAUUCACAUUUCUCAAACACAAUGGAAGGCUUAAAAACCAUCAGAGUUUAUGGAAGCCAAAAAAGGUUUACAGAUGAAGCGUUCAGACGUAUCGACGAACACCACAGAGCGGUGCUUUGCAGUUAUGUAGCCAUUCGGUGGUUUGCAAACGUUUUCAGCAUUAUCUGCGUUUCGCUCGCAACAGUUGUAACUCUGAUGGUUGUGUUUUUAACAAAGGACUCUUUAACUGCAGCAUUAGGUGCGGUAACUAUACUGUAUACAGUCAACACGACACAAAUGAUCGAUUAUGUUGUCCGGGUGACGAGUGACGUCAAUUCACAGAUGACGUCAGCGGAGCGUGUGCUAGCCUAUACAAAGAUUGAACCUGAGUGCGGGCAGGAUGAGCCCAAAACGCCUCCUGAAAAUUGGCCACAUGCGGGCGAGGUUGUGUUUAAGGAGGUUUCACUUUCGUAUUACAAAGGCGGUGCCGAUUCUUUGAAGAACAUUUCGUUUAAAAUAAACUCAUCGGAGAAAGUUGGAAUAGCUGGGAGGACUGGUGCGGGAAAAUCAUCCGUAGUGGCGGCGCUUAUGCGCCUCGCAGAAACCCGGGGAGAGAUUAUGAUUGAUGAUGAAAAUAUCAAAAACUUCAAUACACUUUCAACCCGCGAACAUAUUUCAGUAAUCUCGCAAACACCGACCUUGAUGAAGGGAACAGUGCGACUGAAUCUAGACCCGUUACACAAACACACAGACGCAGAGUUAUGGAACGUUUUAGAACGGGUAAAACUUGAUUCCGUUAUCAAAAAUCUACACAAAAAACUCGAGUCUGAACUGAACAUUGGCGACACGGGUUUUAGCGUCGGCGAAAAACAGCUGUAAAUCUCGCGCGAGUUUUACUCCAAAAUAAUAAAAUUGUGAUAUUUGACGAAGCGACAGGAAAGGUGGAUGAAGGCACG
This is a messenger RNA of Dendronephthya gigantea, 3964 nucleotides long. Its product is annotated as multidrug resistance-associated protein 4-like. Gene Ontology annotation, biological process: transmembrane transport. The record is from RefSeq and is a predicted model, not a curated record. Gene Ontology annotation, molecular function: ATP hydrolysis activity; ABC-type transporter activity; ATP binding. The transcript has 9 exons. Gene Ontology annotation, cellular component: membrane. Lineage: Eukaryota; Metazoa; Cnidaria; Anthozoa; Malacalcyonacea; Nephtheidae. Bases 300 to 3887 code for a protein of 1195 amino acids.